AUGUCAUCCAAAGACAUAUUAAAAGUGGUGCCACUCUUAGAGAGAUUGUCUUUAAUCCGUUUCGGCAAUGAGUCGGGCGUUAAGCGACUGCGAGAAGCCAUCGAUUUUGCGGAUCAACUCAAAGACAUUAAUGUGGACGGCGUUGAGCCCAUGAUAUCGCCGAAUGAGACUAAAUGCACAUUUUUAAGGCAAGACACGGCCACUCAUACCGACAAACAGGAUAUCACACAAAACGCCAAAUUCCUUGUCGAAGGAUAUUUUGUGGCACCGAAUCAGUAA
Molecule: messenger RNA, 279 nt
Organism: Medioppia subpectinata
Lineage: Eukaryota; Metazoa; Arthropoda; Arachnida; Sarcoptiformes; Oppiidae
Source: the annotation of a GenBank genome assembly